This is a messenger RNA of Telopea speciosissima, 1572 nucleotides long. RefSeq names its product DNA (cytosine-5)-methyltransferase DRM2-like. Gene Ontology annotation, molecular function: DNA (cytosine-5-)-methyltransferase activity. Gene Ontology annotation, cellular component: nucleus. NCBI's taxonomy places the organism in Eukaryota, Viridiplantae, Streptophyta, Magnoliopsida, Proteales, Proteaceae. The transcript has 5 exons. The record is from RefSeq and is a predicted model, not a curated record. Bases 1 to 1560 code for a protein of 519 amino acids.
AUGCAAGUGGUUGAGACAUCUUCUCCAGAAUGUUUACUUAUGUCAUCUGAUACAAGUUCUUCAGGAAGCAAAAUGGAUCCUUAUCAAAUAUCAGAUAGCGACAGCUGUAUUGGAGAUGAUCAUGAGGAAAGCAUGGAAGAUUUACCUGUUGACAAGGAAAAGAAAUUCUUGCAUUUAGUGGAAAUGGGAUUCCUGAUAGAUGAUGCUUCAUUAGCUUUGGAGAAAUGUGGUCCAGAUGCUUCAAUUACAGAACUGAUGGACUUUAUAUCUGCUACACAAAUAGAAAAGAUCACUACUGAUGCUCAUCUACAGGAGUCAGAUUAUCCAAUUUUGAAUGAAAAUGAGCCAGGGCCAAGUCAUUUCCCUAGUGCUCCUCAUCCAGACAAGAAGAGGAAGCUCUUUGAAGCAGAGGAGAUAUGGGAAAAAAAGAUUGAUUCGCAGAGGAGAAGGAAAAAGGAAUCCACCUAUAAGAAAGUAAAGAAACCUGAGCUGCAAGAAGAUGAAGAGAGUGUUAGACUACCAAAACUCUUGAUUGGGUUUGGAGUUCCAAAUAUGCCAAGACCAGUAUUUAAUAGGAAAAUCCCCUCACAAGCCAUUAGUCUUCCAUACUUCUAUUUUGAAAAUGUGGCUUGUGCUCCUAAAGGUGCUUGGGAUACGAUAUCUCGUUUCUUAUGGGAAAUUAAACCUGAGUUUGUUGAUUCUAUGUAUUUCUGUGCUGCUGCAAGAAAAAGAGGCUACAUUCAUAAUCUUCCAAUUCACAACAGAUUUCUUCUCCAACCUAUUCCACCACUCACAAUUCAAGAAGCAUUUCCAUUAACCAAGAAGUGGUGGCCUUCAUGGGAUAAGAGAACAAAACUAAAUUGUUUAACAAGUAGCCAUGGCAGUGCAAAAGUGAUAAAAAGGAUAAGACUGGCCUUAGAAAAUUGGGAUGAGGAACCACCUCUGAGGAUCCAAAAAUACAUUCUUUUUGAAUGUAGAAGGUGGAAUUAUGUUUGGGUUGGAAAGAACAAAGUUGCCCCUCUUGAGCCAGAGGAAAUAGAGAUGCUCAUGGGAUACCCUAAAUACCACACUAGAGGGGGUGGAACCAGUUUGACAGAUAGGAUUAAAGCUCUUGGUAAUUCAUUUCAGGUAGACACAGUUGCUUUCCAUCUUUCAGUCCUGAAGAAUAUUUUUCCAAAUGGUAUUUCAGUACUUUCUCUCUUCUCUGGUAUUGGUGGUGCCGAGGUAGCUCUGCAUCGGCUUGGAAUUCCUCUGAAGAAUGUUGUUUCAGUUGAGAUUUUAAAAGUUAACAGAAACAUUAUUCAGAGUUGGUGGGAGCAAACAAAUCAGAAAGGAAAUCUGAUCCACAUUGCAGAUGUGCAGCAGUUGUGCCUUGAUAAGUUGAAGGGACUUAUGAAUUCACUUGGUGGGUUUGAUCUUAUAAUUGGUGGAAGCCCAUGUAACAAUCUUAGUGGCAGCAAUAGGGUGAGCAGAGAUGGGCUUCAUGGUGAACACUCUGUUUUGUUCUUUCAUUAUUUCCGCAUUUUAAAUGAUGUUAAGAUUUUGAUGCGUAAUGGUUGAUUAUUGGGCUCA